GAGCGUGAGCCACGUGAUCCGGCUGCCGCCGCUGGGCCGCCGCUAUCUGCACAGCGAGCUCACCUGCAGGGCCUCCAACCACCCGGAUGUCCUGCUCUCCACCAGCGUCGUCAUCGACAUGCUACUGUCGCCGCUGGUGACGCAGCUGCUUGGGGAGAACCGUCCGCUGAGCGCGGGCCGGCAGUACGAGGUGUCCUGCCAGACGGUGGGCUCGCGGCCGCCGGCCAAUGUCUCCUGGUGGCGCGACACACUGCUGCUAGAGGGCGCCAGAGACACUACGAGUGGGGACGGCAACGUGACGACGAGUACCCUGUCACUGUCUCCUGUGGCUGACGACUCUGGACGGCAACUGUGCUGCAGGGCUGCCAACAUCCUGCUUCCGCCGCCAGAGGUCAGCGAGCAGCUGCACGACUGCCGGACGCUGCACGUCCGCUACAGUCCCAUCGUGGACCUGGAGCUGGGCAGCAAUAUCAACGGCAGCGCCAUCCGCGAGGGCGUCGACGUCUACUUCGAGUGCAACGUUCGCGCCAACCCGUGGAUCCAUAAAGUCGUCUGGAGGCACAAUGGUCGCCAGCUGCACAGCAACCCGAGCGCCGGCACGCUGCUGAGCAACCAGACGCUGGUGCUGCAGGCGGUCAAGCGGCAGCGCUCGGGUCUCUACACGUGCGUUGCGAGCAACUCGGAGGGCGACACCGAGAGCAACGCCUUCAACCUCGAUGUCAAGUACGCCCCGGAGUGCGUGCACGGGCAGCAGCGCGUAUGGGGGGCGGCGCGCCGCGAGACGGUGUCGGUGCCUUGCCAGGUGGAGGCGCGGCCGGCGGCCACGCUCUUCCGCUGGGCCUUCAACAGCAGCGCGGGCGGGCCCAGCUCGACGCCGGCCGCCGUCACCACGCAGCCGGGCCGCAGCGUCGCCACGCACACGCCGCUCAGCGAGCGCGACUACGGCACGCUGCUCUGCUGGGCGCGCAACGAACUCGGCACCCAGCUGCACCCCUGCGUCUUCCUCGUCGUGCCUGCAGGGAAGCCGGACCCGCCCCGCGACUGCCGCGUGUCCUCGCGGUCCACGACGUCGCUGCAGGUGUCCUGCACGCGGGGCUCGGACGGCGGGCUGCCGCCGCAGCACUUCACGCUGGAGCUGCUGGCCGGCCGCGGCGGCCGCCUGGUGGCCAACGUCACCAGCCGCGCCUCCCCGGAGUUCACCGUCGCUGGACUCGAACCCGGCACCACCUACCACCUCCGCGUCUACUCCAGCAACGGCAAAGGCCGCAGCGACGCCGCGGCUGAGCUCAACGUCACCACCCUCCGGGCUUCGCAGCAACACCGGAGGAUCGAUGCUGUGUCGACGGCGCCGUCGCCGCCCGCGCCGCUGCUGCCACCCCCGGCGUGGUUGGUGGUGGUGGUGGAGACGGAGCUGCCGGGGCAGGCGUACAAGGCGCUGCAGCAGUACAACAUCGUGGUGGAGGCGCGCCCUGUCAACGUGGACUCCUCGGCGCAAACCGUCCUCUACAGCGCCGUCAACACCUUCCCCAUGACGGAGGCGGUUGUGCUGGCGCCGUGCUGGCCGUCCCCCGGCUCCUCUGACGCGUCGGCGCCGCUGCUGGCGCCCGCGACAGCCACAGCCGCCCCCGGCGGGCCGCCCCCCGGCGCCGCCCCCCUGGGCUCUGCGGCGGCAUCCCCGCGGCUGCAGGACGCCGAGACCCAGACGGCGGCGACCCUGCUGCCGCUGCCGCUGCCGCUGCCCCUGCCGCUGGCGACGGCUGCAGCCGCCCCCGCGCCUGCCCCUGGCACCGCCGCCGCUGUUGCCGCCGCCGCCUUGGGCCAGCAGCACAAGGAGAGCACCGUGUAG
Messenger RNA from Schistocerca serialis cubense, 1846 nucleotides. Its product is annotated as neural cell adhesion molecule 2-like. The transcript is spliced from 10 exons. Bases 119 to 1846 code for a protein of 575 amino acids. Lineage: Eukaryota; Metazoa; Arthropoda; Insecta; Orthoptera; Acrididae. The record is from RefSeq and is a predicted model, not a curated record. Gene Ontology annotation, molecular function: protein binding.